Etheostoma spectabile (orangethroat darter) is the source of this 4877-nucleotide messenger RNA. RefSeq names its product cyclin G associated kinase (gene gak). Bases 229 to 4143 code for a protein of 1304 amino acids. Gene Ontology annotation, molecular function: clathrin binding; ATP binding; protein kinase activity. The transcript is spliced from 30 exons. Gene Ontology annotation, biological process: clathrin coat disassembly; protein phosphorylation; clathrin-dependent endocytosis. The record is from RefSeq and is a predicted model, not a curated record. Lineage: Eukaryota; Metazoa; Chordata; Actinopteri; Perciformes; Percidae. Gene Ontology annotation, cellular component: cytoplasm; intracellular membrane-bounded organelle; vesicle.
AUCACACUUCACGGAAGUCAGCACUGGCGAUGGUGGCGGCCUCGUCAACCUAGCAGCAGGAAGAGGAUGUUUGCUUUCAGUAAAAUAAUAAUACCAUCUGAAUAUAAGCCUUUAUAACAGAGUACACCGCCGUAGAGUUUUUUCCCGCUGAGUCUGCUGGGGUUCAGACAGCACAUUCCCUUACCUGGAGCCGGCCUGUGUGAGUUUGAAGCAGGACGCUGGAUAAAAAUGUCUCUUUUCCAAUCGGCACUGGAUUUCCUAGCCGGGCCUGGGACAUCCGGAGCGGCCAGCCGGGACCAGAAUGAUUUCGUCGGACAAGUCGUUGAGCUCGGUGACUUGAAACUGAGGAUCAAGAGGGUGAUCGCGGAAGGUGGCUUUGCCUUUGUGUAUGAAGCCCAAGACAUGAGCAGUGGGAAAGACUAUGCCCUCAAGAGGCUGCUGUCGCAUGAAGAAGAAAAGAACAAGGAAAUCAUACAGGAAGUCUGCUUCAUGAAAAAGCUGUCUGGUCAUCCCAACAUGGUUCAGUUCUGCUCUGCUGCCUCCAUUAGUAAAGAGGAGUCGGACACCGGGCAGGCCGAGUUCCUGAUCCUCACUGAGUUGUGUAAAGGUCAGCUGGUGGACUUUAUAAAGCGAGUAGAGCAGAGGGCUCUCCUGUCCUGUGACACUGUGCUGAAAAUCUUCUACCAGACAUGCCGUGGCGUCCAGCACAUGCACAAACAAAAGCCUCCGAUCACACACAGAGACCUCAAGAUUGAGAACCUCUUGAUUAGUAACCAGGGCACCAUCAAGCUGUGUGACUUUGGCAGCGCCACCACAGUGUCCCAUUACCCCGACUACAGCUGGUCAGCACAGAAGAGGUCCAUGGUGGAGGAUGAGAUCACAAGGAACACCACUCCAGCGUACCGAACGCCAGAGAUGAUCGAUCUCUAUUCCAACUUCCCCAUCAAUGAUAAACAGGACAUCUGGGCCUUAGGAUGCAUCCUCUACCUGUUGUGUUUUAAGCAGCACCCUUUCGAGGAUGGGGCCAAGCUGCAAAUUGUCAACGGAAAAUACUCUAUCCCUCAGAACGAUGUCAAGUACACUGUGUAUCACAACCUCAUACGUUCCAUGUUGAAGGUGAACCCAGAGGAGCGUCUGUCUAUUACAGAGUUGGUCAACCAGCUCCAGGAGAUAGCAGCAGCACGCAACGUCAACCCCAAGUCUCCCAUUACAGAGCUGCUGGAGCAGAACGGAGGUUUUGGCAACAAUGGAGCCCAGCCGCCCAUGCAGAUCCAAAACGUCCACAACAAUGCAGGCAUAUAUGAUCCUGAUCAGUCAGGUAGUGGCCUCUUGGAUAUCUUAAGGGGAGGAACGGAGCGCUUCCUUACCAACAUUAAGGACACUUCCUCUAAGGUCAUCCAAUCAGUAGCCAGCAACCCAAGCUAUGCCAAAGGGGACCUAGAUAUUUCAUACAUCACCUCCAGAAUAGCAGUCAUGUCCUUCCCAGCAGAGGGGGUGGAGUCAGCAAUAAAGAACAACAUUGAGGACGUCCGUCUGUUUCUAGAUUCACGUCAUGCUGGCCACUAUGCUGUCUACAACCUCUCCAAACGAUCAUACAGGCCCUCUCGAUUCCACAACAGGGUUUCAGAAUGUAACUGGCAAGUGCGCCGAGCCCCCAACCUCCGCAGUCUCUACAGUGUGUGUAAGAACAUGCAUCUAUGGCUCAAACAAGACCAGAGGAACAUCUGUAUAGUACACUGUCUGGAUGGCAGAGCAGUAUCCGCGGUGGCAGUUUGCUCCUUCCUGUGUUUCUGUCGCCUUUUCACCACAGCUGAGGCGGCUGUCUACAUGUUUUCAAUGAAACGCUGCCCGCCUGGUAUCGCACCAUCACACAAGAGGUAUAUAGAGUAUAUGUGUGACAUGAUGGCAGAGGAGCCCAUCGUUCCCCACAGCAAGCCCAUAAUAAUUCGCUCCAUCAUCAUGACACCCAUGCCGCUGUUUAACAAGCAGCGUAAUGGUUGCAGACCAUUUUGCGAAGUUUAUGUUGGAGACGAGAGAGUCCUCAGCACAUCACAGGAGUAUGACAAGAUGAGGGAUUUUAAGAUGGAGGAUGGGAGAGCAGAGAUUCCCCUCAAUGUGACAGUCCAAGGAGAUGUACUGGUGGUGAUCUACCAUGCAAGAUCUACACUGGGAGGACGUCUACAGGCCAAGAUGGCAUCCAUGAAGAUGUUUCAGAUCCAGUUCCACACAGGCUUUGUCCCCAGAAAUGCGACCACUGUUAAGUUUGCCAAGUAUGACUUGGAUGCCUGUGACAUCCAGGAGAAGUACCCAGACUUGUUCCAGGUCAACUUGGACAUCGAGGUGGAAUCCAGAGACAGACCCAGCGCCAAGACCCCUCCUUGGGAGGGGUUCCAAACCAAGGGCCUUAAUCCCAAAAUCCUUUUCUCCUCUCGUGAUGAACAACAGGAAAUCCUCAGCAAAUUUGGUAAGCCUGAGCUUCCUCGUCAGCCAGGUUCCUCAGCAUUUUAUGACUCGGAGUCGCCCCAGCCAGCUGAGACCCCAGAAGCCUCUAAUGCAGCCGAACUGGAAUCUCCUGUGAGCACCGAUAGCAACGCCAACAACUUCUUCCAGACACUGGAUUGGGAAGAUGUGAGUGGCGCUCAGGAUGCCUCAGACAGUCAAGGAGGGGGAUCCAUGAAUGACCAAGAAGACCUGAGUGAUCAGUCAGAUGAAGAGUCAUACUCAUAUUCUGCCCCUGGCGGGGAGCCGCUGUCACGUGACCUCAGCGAACCACUGUUUGAUGCAGACUUCCAGACCCCCCUCCCUGCAUCCCAGGAAUCUCCUGUUGAUGACACAGCAGAUCUCUUAGGGUUGAACGCUGACCCUUCCAGGUCCUCGUCCUCUGCUCCACAUCAAGGGGUCCAGGGCGGAAUGAAAGCUGCAUCCAGCAACAGCGACCUCCUCAACGACCUGUUUGCACCCCCUGCUGGUCAGACAGGAGGAGUGCAGGAAGACUUGUUCUUCAGUGGGCCUGCUGGGGGGGGCACAACAGACUCAAAAUCCAUGGACGACCUGUUCGAUCCGUUUGGGAUGGUGUCUGGCUCGGGUGUUGGCCCCACUGUGGGUUCGUCUCUGCCGGCCUCUGGGCCAGACCUUUUUGGAGUCUUGUUAGGCUCUGAAAGUUCAACUCACAUUAACCCCACUCCUGCUUCAAACACAAGCCUCUUCAACCUUAAUAAACCAGUGAAUGAUGCCCCUAAAAUGACAUCAUCAGCCAGCCAACCAGACCUGCUGGGUGGGUGGGACAGCUGGGCAGCUAGCACCACCACUAGCAUGAGCGCCAGCACAAGCAAACCCAACUAUACCAACACAGCUUCUGGUGGAGCAUCUAUGUCAAAGGCCAAGUCUCAGAGUUUUGAUCCUUUUGCUGACCUAGGAAACCUGGGCUCCAAUUUACCAGUUUCCUCCAGCAGUAAUCAUUCCGGGCCUGCUUUGAGUGCAAAGACUCCUUCCGCCUCCACGUCCUCUUCUGCUAAGCCUCAAGCCCAGCCCUGGCAGUCCGGAAGACCCACCUCCGCCCAGAAUAAACCUUGGAUGUCUGGAUCAGGACCUGGUUCCAAAGCAUCCUCAGCCUCUCAGCCUGCAGGCACACAGUCCACCAAACCCAACUACAACCUCAACUUCUCUAGUGUUAUUGGUGGGAGAGAGGACCGAGGAGUUCGUGGACCUGGAUUUGGCCCCAAGCCGAAAGUAAAGGAGGAUGAUUUUGAGGACCUGCUGUCAACUCAGGGUUUUGCCUCUAGGCCUGAUAGAAAGGGACCAAGGACCAUCGCUGAAAUGAGGAGACAGGAGCUCACAAAAGACAUUGAUCCACUUAAAUUACAGAUCUUGGACUGGAUUGAGGGAAAGGAGCGAAACAUCCGGGCGCUGCUAUCGACUCUAAACACUGUGCUGUGGGAGGGUGAAACCCGCUGGAGGCCUGUGGGCAUGGCUGACUUGGUGACGCCUGACCAGGUGAAGAAGUACUACAGGAAGGCUGUCCUGAUUGUCCAUCCAGAUAAGACAACUGGCCAGCCUUAUGAACAUUAUGCUAAGAUGAUCUUCAUUGAAUUGAACGACGCCUGGUCAGAGUUUGAGAACCAGGGAUCCAAAGCACUCUUCUAAAGCCCUGGAUCCCAGCUAGACCAGACCAGACCAGACCAGACCGGACUAGCUGGAUUUGGCCUAACAAGGUUUAGACUGGGCCAGAUUGGACAGGACUGAGCUCACAUUGGGCCUUAGCGGGCGCAGAGCCUCUGAGAGGUGUCUCUCUACCAUUCCCUUCACUCCCUUCUACCUUCUUUACUUUCUUCUGUUUCUACAGUCAAGGAAAAAAAACCUUUUUUUCCUCGUGUCGGCCCUGUAUGGAAAAUGUCGUCACUGGUUCAACAGCCAGUAAAAGAAACAUUGUGAUAGUUCUUAAACUCACUGCCUACCUGCACGACUGCCUGAGUGGUGCUGCAAACAUCUGGAGGGAAGAAUGGGUGACAAUCACAUGAAGAAGACAAAAUGGAAAAAGAAAAUCCGAAGAUCCAAAGACUUUUAAAACGACCACGCUGAUUAUCAUGAAAGUGGUAUUAAGAUAAAAGAUUGAAUUACCCCACACUAAUAAAAUGCUCGUAUAUGUUAGCUGGUAAGGCUGGCUGGUAAGUUUGUCAUUUGUGCUUGGCACCUUUGGAAACAACCCGUCAUUUCGCUGACUGGUACACACACACAAAAAACAUGGCUGCACAUUUUUCAGCAUGCCAGCUGACGUGAAAGUGUUGUCUUUAAGCUUUGUUGCCUCAGAAAAAUAGUGAAUGUUGCUGAUGAAUCUUGGAACAAAACCAGCCACAGCCACCAAUGGACAAAAUAAAAAA